AUAUUUUCGGUGGUCUCUUCGUUUGGUCGAUAAAGCACCGUUGUGUGAACAAAUAAAUAUAUGUGUAGUCAUGUAUGGUGCUGUGUGGGCUCAUUGUCAUUAUGGUAGGAUAAGUGCGAGUUAAAUAUGCAUUAUCCGCUGUAAAUAAGAGAUCCAUCAGCUAACAUUUUCGUUUGCUGUCUUCAAUUAACGUUAGCAUGCUAGCUAGUUCAGAGGAGUGUUUCUAAAUAUAGCUGCAUCACAGCUGUCAAGAAGUUAAAGUAAAUCCCGUAGAGCAACUUUAUACGUGGUCUAUCAUAGCUUGAAGACCAUUGCGACAUUCACCAUGGAACAAGCGAGAAACGAUGAAGUGGCCACUGUAGACGUGCAAUUCACCGACCUCCCCAACGCCUUGGUCGCCUGCAAAGUUUCCGAGGAGCUCUUCAGUAAUCACAGUCUGAAAGCGAGCUUUGAGGAGCUCUUCCGCUCCUUCGACCCCGAGGCCACCUUCCAGUUCUUCAAGAGCUUCCGGCGCGUGCGCAUCAACUUCAGCGAUGCCCUGGCCGCCGCCGAGGCCCGCGCUGCCCUCCACAAGAGCGACUUCCAUGGCAAGGAGGUGCGACUCUACUUCGCCCAGUCUGUGCAUAUAGGUAGCCCGCGGCUGGAGCCUCCCAAGCCAGAUAAGCAGUUCCUGCUGUCCCCUCCUCCGUCUCCCCCUGUCGGCUGGGAACAAGCACAGGACGCCACGCCCGUCAUCAACUAUGAGCUGCUCUGCGCCAUCGCCAAACUCGGACCAGGUGAGAAGUACGAACUGCACACCGGCACCCCCACAACACCCAGCGUGGUCGUGCACGUGUGCGAGAGCGAGCAGGACAGCUCUGGUGGCGAGGACGAGACGGACGCCGCCCGACGCCCGCGACCCAAGAUCAUCCAGACGCGCCGGCCCGACUACCCCGACUACCCCGUAACGCAGUGAACAGCGGGCGACCAAUCACAUCGCACCGAUCUCUCUGCUUUACGGUCACGGGGGAAGGGGGCCCUGAAGGGGGGUGGACGGGAGGACUGACGGCCUGACAUGGCGUGCAGUUGGUCCUCCUCGCCACUAGGUGGCCCAGAGUUCAGCUCUCCCUGUGUUGGGGAAUGGGGCACACUGUACAUCUCCACCAUUUCACAGCUCGGGACUGGGAGGGCGAAUGGGUGGGGUCUUCAUUGCAUGCAUUUAGUGGAAGACGGGAUCAGCUUAGAGGGUUAAUUGAAAGAUUAGGUUUUUGAUCUGGGUAUGGUGGAUAUGUCUUGUGUCAUGGAAUCUUUAAUGUUAUUAUUUUUUUCCUUGUACAUGUAUUUUGUUUUUCUUUGGGGAGCAUGUUGUAUCCCCAUACAGUGGUGUGGUUAUGAAAUUACAGUUUGUUAUAUAACAUUGUGUCCUUUUUUUUUUUCAUUGGUUACAAAAGCUGUAGGUAACAACCUGACUGACUCCUACACAUGUACCUUGGCGAGUUUACACCAAUAAGAUGCUGGAAAUGGUGCAAUUUCAGACUGUGUUUAUCCACUUAUGUUCAUGCACAUAGACAAGUAAAAAUGCCAGAGAAGGUAAUUUUGUCUGAAUUCAUCUGCUUCUAAUAAUAUCUUUUGCCAUGAUAAUGUCUGCUUUUUGAGCUAUUUGAUGUGCAGAAGAAAACUAAGUGAAGAACUGCAGACUGUUUAAGACCCAUGAAGUGUCUUAAGGUCUCUCUUUGCCAUUGUGCCACAUCGAGUGCUAAGUGUAUAGAUUUCUCAUCUUUUCUAUGGCCUGUCUCCAUUUAUCACAACGAAUGUUAACUCGGAAAAUGUAAGUUUGACUUUUUUUUUUCCUUUUUUUUUUACAAAUAUGAAAAAAAAAAAACAUGCGUGCGUGCGUGCCUGAAAUAUAAUGUUUAUCUGUUAGUGCUCUGCCUGACAAAAACGAACAUCUACUGACAUGACGAGAUCUCUUCAGCCCGCACACCUCAAUUUACUUUGGAGGCACUCUGCGAGGUGUAUGCUUUGUGAGAGAAGUGUCUUUGCCAUACUUAAUUCGCAAUAUGUAAAAGGUUUUACAUCAGUCCUGGGGAGUUUCAUGUAUUAAAAGCGAAUUAAUCUACGCACUCUGAGGGCUGAAACCAGGAUCUAUUAUAAAUGCACGUUUGUAUAUAUCCGAGUGUAUGUAUGUAUGUAUGUAUGUAUGUAUGUAUGUAUGUAUGUAUGUAUGUAUGUAUGUAUGUAUGUAUGUAUGUAUGUAUGUAUGUAUGUAUGUAUGUAUGUAUGUAUGUAUGUAUGUAUGUAUGUAUGUAUGUAUGUAUGUAUGUGUUUAAAGCCUUUUGUAUACUGUUCUUAACAUUCAGUUUCAAGAAAAAAAGAACAAAUAAAUCCAUAAACAAGAAUAACGCAUUGAUUUGGUGAUGUGCAGUACACUACAUGGUGUAUCCAAGCAAGAUUAUGAUCAAAUGCAACUAAGACUCACACAAUAAACUCCAUAAAAUCACA
Molecule: messenger RNA, 2481 nt
Organism: Alosa alosa (allis shad)
Lineage: Eukaryota; Metazoa; Chordata; Actinopteri; Clupeiformes; Clupeidae
Gene: rcan1a
Product: regulator of calcineurin 1a
Exons: 4
Coding region: 326-955 (209 amino acids)
Biological process (GO): calcium-mediated signaling
Cellular component (GO): cytoplasm; nucleus
Molecular function (GO): nucleic acid binding; calcium-dependent protein serine/threonine phosphatase regulator activity
Source: RefSeq, a predicted model, not a curated record